CGAGAUCUCGGGCGCUUUCUUUUCCGGUUUCUCCUGUGUGGCGCUCCGGAGCUCGGCUGCCUCGGCUCGUCUCUGGGUCUUUUCUUGCAGGUUUUUCUUUUCUCUUCCAGCGAUUCUUCUCCUGGCCGGGGGUAAUCCCUCUCGCCAGUGUCAUUAGUGUUCUGCCAACAUUUUUCUUCAGUCCAUAGUUUACAAUCAGUGCAUGUCAGCUAUGCCUAACUCAGCGCACGGUGGGCAGGGCCCUGCAGAGGAGGAUAUUGAAUUAACCCCUUCGGGGGAGGAUUGUCAAGUUAUGGCCCCUAGUGAUCAAUCCCUGGCCUUUCAGGCCUCAUUAUCCAACGCCAUUGCAGCAGCUAUGGAGUCAAUGACUUCGGUCAUUUCUCAGUCUAUUGCCCAGGCCCUAGCUGCCCAUCCAGCUGCCUCACAAACCCCGCAGCCCGCUAUGGUUUCUAAACCGGCCGGGCCAGGGCCAUCUGCCUCCAGAAAACGUAUUAAUGGUGAUGAUGUUCCCACCAAUGUUGGCGCGCUAGGUCCGCGCAAAAGAGCCUGUAUGCGUCAGGCAGAACGUACGCACAAUUGGAAAUGUGCUAGAGCACAGCAGGAUGUGGGUUCUGACUCUGAGGUCGGAUCCGAUGAGGAGGCUGUUGAGGACGCCUUUGAGGAGGCAGAGGAGGACCCCUCCGGGGUCAUGGAUCAUAACCCCCUGCCCGGGUGUAGUUCCCUAAUGUCAGCUGCAGAGGUCAUUCCUGCAUCUUUAACGGAUCCCUCUGGGGAACCCUUGUUUGACCCGGAUUCACUCCACCAUCCUCGUUCAUCCGCGGAGUGGUUACCAUUAGAGCAUGUUUCCAAAUAUCUGGAGGCUCGCGUGCGCUGCCCUCUUUCCAAAGAGGCACGCAAUAAGCUUAGGGCGGAAUGCCCCAGACCCGUCAUCCCCAAUAAGGUGUGCGAGACUCCAUCUGUGGACCCCAAAAUGACGCAGUUCCUCACAAAAUCUGGUUGGAACCCGCGUAGGGGUCUGGAGUCAGCUUUACGCUCUUGUCAAGACAAACUCCUCGACAUUUUCGGCCCUCUAGCGAAGUUGCUUGACCUUGCGGAAGUGGCAAAGGCCGAGAACAGGCAGGUAGAUCCUGUGGAGGUGCGCGAAUGGGUGCAACGCGCUAUUUGUAUAGCGGGCAACGCUAAUACGUCCCUAGCUAUUGAAAGGCGUAAAGCUAUUCUAUUCAAAAUAGAACCAAAAUUAUCCAACCUGGCGCUUACUGAGGCUGGGAAAGAAGCCCAGGGCCUGUUAUUUGGCGAGUCCUUCAUCAAGGACCUAGGGCGUUUCACUGCCCUGGAUAAAGCCCAAAGCUCUAUGAAAAGGGUUUUCCACGGUAGGGUUUCUACCAGGGCCGGCAGUUUUAGGGGCCGUCUGUCCGGCCGUGCCCAGUUUCAAUCCCGUGGUUCGGGUCGAGGCUCCUUCUCCCAGAGAUCUGCCUUUCAGGAACACAGGCGUGAACCAACAUCUUUUUUUUUUCCCCUUCCCGGGGAAGUUCCUGGCGAUCAAGAGGAUACAGAGGAAAUCCUAAUUCCAGACGUCCCUACGGUUGAGACCGGCCUGGUGUGCUGUCUUCAUUUGUCUACGUCGUGGUUCGAAGGGUCGGCAGUUCAGUUCCAGCCAAUCGAUUGAUGUGGACAGGACAAGGAGCAUCCGUCAGCGUUUGAUUCCAGUUGUUCCUGGUUCGUUUCCGGAUGGAAGUCGUUUUUUUUCCCAUGAUGUUCUGGGACUCUUGGUUUUGAAGGUUUUGCAGGCGGAGUUGCCUGUUAUACUGGGACUAUGGGGAGGGGCUGAUCACAUGUUUAAUUUUUUCUUUGCUGCUAUUGGUCAGAGUAAAGAAGGAGAA
This is a messenger RNA of Bufo gargarizans (Asiatic toad), 1880 nucleotides long. RefSeq lists its product as uncharacterized. Bases 203 to 1666 code for a protein of 487 amino acids. The transcript has 2 exons. The record is from RefSeq and is a predicted model, not a curated record. Lineage: Eukaryota; Metazoa; Chordata; Amphibia; Anura; Bufonidae.